CCCAGAUCUACACAAACAAUCCCACAGGCACCCCACACUCAAUUCCGAUUUCAGUAUACAUCCACUAUCUAAGGACAAGCAAGAUGGUGUAUGGUAUCGAAAGCCAGCAACCCAAGCCACCACCACGAGUGGUGCUCUUCGGCUAUGACUCAAGUCCAUUCGCCAAUAAAGUCCGCCUCGCGCUUCGAAUCAAACAAAUCCCCUUCUCCUACGUCACGGUCCCUUCAAUGAUGCCAAGACCACUCCUGAAAACAGUUUUCGGCCUGUCAUACCGCAAGAUCCCGAUCCUGGCCAUCGGACGAGACAUUUACUGCGACACUUCUCUCAUCAUCGAAGCCCUCGAACACUACUUCUCAGAGCCAGCAUAUGGAACCGUCUACCCAAAAGCCCGAGGAAAUGAAUUUUGGGACUAUCGACCCCUAGCAAGAGGAUUUGCAAGUUUCUGGACCGACAAACCGCUGUUCCGCACCACGACCGGUCUGAUCCCGCACACAGUGUGGGCAAGCAAAUUCGGCACGGACCGCGGGCAGCUCAUCGGGCACAAGCUGGAUCCAGAGAAGCUCAAAGCCAAGGUGCCGCAGAAUCUGGCGGCUUUCGAUCUGCAUCUGAGUCUGCUGGAGCCGAUGUUCAAGGCUUCGGGACGAAGUGAGGCUGGAGGUUGGGUUUUUCCAACCGACAGUCCAAGCCUCGGCGAUCUGAGCCUUUGGUAUCAGAUCAAGUGGGGUGUGGAUAUUGCGAGUGGCAAAGGCAUAUAUAAUCUUACGGGUGGCGGGACGAGGGAUACGGAUGAAGAUACCACAGCAGGUGUAUGGAAUGCGCAGAGAUAUCCGAGUUUGUGGCGCUGGUUCCAUGAGUUUGAGAAGUACGUCGAUUCGCUGCCGAAUCUUGAGGUGGUGGUCAAAGACGGUGAUCAUGCUUGGAAACGAGCCUUGAAAGAGACAAAGCUUUGGAAGGAUGAGAGAGUUCUGGUUCCGGCUGCGGCGGCCCCACAACAUAGCCUUGAUGUUCAGAGGGGACUGAAGCCGGGGGUUGUGGUGAGUGUUGUGCCGGACGAUACGGGGAGGGGUGAUCCGACGACUGGGAAGUUGAUUGCGAUAGGUGUUGAAGAGGUGGUCAUUGAGCCGGAAACCAAGGGCGAAUUGGAAGUAAGAGUACACUUCCCAAGGUUGGGAUUCGUUGUGAAGAUGUUUAGUAGAGAAGAGGCCAAACUCUAAGCAUCAUGGCCUAGAAGCUUAAGGCUCCAGGUGCCUUGCUAGACGUCGCAAUUCCGGUGUAGUACAAUCUUGAUCGAAAGCCACAUGCUCUACUUCCC
Molecule: messenger RNA, 1312 nt
Organism: Didymella exigua CBS 183.55
Lineage: Eukaryota; Fungi; Ascomycota; Dothideomycetes; Pleosporales; Didymellaceae
Exons: 2
Coding region: 84-1214 (376 amino acids)
Source: RefSeq, a predicted model, not a curated record